This is a messenger RNA of Tyto alba (common barn owl), 5261 nucleotides long. RefSeq names its product ATPase cation transporting 13A2 (gene ATP13A2). Gene Ontology annotation, molecular function: ATP hydrolysis activity; ATPase-coupled monoatomic cation transmembrane transporter activity; P-type ion transporter activity. The transcript has 29 exons. The coding region runs from base 1021 to 4485 and encodes 1154 amino acids. Lineage: Eukaryota; Metazoa; Chordata; Aves; Strigiformes; Tytonidae. Gene Ontology annotation, biological process: regulation of mitochondrion organization; regulation of autophagosome size; autophagosome-lysosome fusion. Gene Ontology annotation, cellular component: membrane. The record is from RefSeq and is a predicted model, not a curated record.
CAACAAGAACCAUGAGAGUGGAGGGAGAUCUUGAAGUCCCUUUGGGAUUUGUUUGCUUCAAGAAAGGUGCUUGUAAAAGGGCUGCGGCUGCAAAGGGAACUUGCGGAGGAGAUCUCUGGGGCCAGCAUGCGUCCACUUUCAGUGGGUGUGUGCUGCUGGGGAGAAAGGCUGCGUCUCAGGCCAGAAUCUCAGGGCGAGGGCCAGCGCUGGUGUUUGCAAACAGUGGCUGCCAGGGCUGAGGCUGCUUUGCAGAGGGAUGUUCAGUGCCACGAGAUGUGCAGGCUCAAGGUUUCCAGCUCUGCUUUCUGGUGUUAGAGGGUACGUCCUCUGCUAGGACCUGUGUUAGAUGUCAGGCCAUCCUGAGCAUCUUUCUCCCCAGUUUUCCCCGAACCUCGCCAGCAGGAACACGUGGUGGUUCUCUGAGAGGUGCAAGACAAGGCACCAACUCUCCUCGGAGCCAGGCAGCUGCAAGGAGCAGGUGCUGAGACUUCGAGCAGCUUUUUGGCUGUUCAAACCUGACAUCAGCGGGGAAUCGGGGCUCCCCUCUUCCCUCUGCAAGCCAGACUGGUGCAUCGCUGACCCCUCCUGAAGUUUGCAGCCGCUCCUGGCUGUUCCCCUCCCCUUAAUCCCCUUUUAGCAGCAGAGAGAGAAGCAAACGUCUUCCCCAGGGCUCUGCAGGUGAGCUCAGGGGUAAAACUCCCCAGCUUCGGGAGCUGGAGGAGGGACGGCCGGGUGCCCCCACGCCGUGUUUGCCAACGAGGUGUGGCCGCCGCGCCGCGAUUCGAACUGGUCGCGCAGCUUCGCGGCGCUCUGCCCUCCCCUCCGCCGGCGCCGAACGCUUCCCGGCCACGUCCCGCCGGCGGGCAGGUGAUGGUGGCUCUACCGGUCCCAUCCCAACCGGGGACGGCUCCGCUUGGGCAACCGGCGGGGUAAGGCGCGGUGAGUCAAGACAGCAGCAGGCUGCUGGGGAACCAGCGGCCGGGGUACGGGACGCUGCAGCGAGACGCCGAUAAAUCCCACAUGGAGGUCACGGGCUACCAGACCAAGACGUGGCGGGUGGCCCUGUGCCACGCUUGCUCCGUGCUGACGGCAGGGCUGCUUCUCGUCCUCUUCCACUGGAAGCCGAGCCUGGAGGUGCAGGCGAAGUGCAAGCCUUGCACCCUCGGCCAGGCUGACUGGGUCAUCAUCAGGGACCGAUUCGGCCAGUGCUUCACCACCCGCGUGCGCACGGAGUCGCUGGGCGAGGGCAGCCUGGAGCAACACCCCGGGGCCAGGCUGGAGGACCGGAGGACCAGCAUCGCCAUCGGCGUGUCGGAUGAGGAGGAGAGCCGGGACACCAUCCAGCUUCAUGACAAGGAGGAGAAGAACCUCUUGCGGUACUACCUCUUUGAGGGCAUGCGCUACAUCUGGAUCGAACGGCGGCAGGCGUUCUGCAAAGUCAGCGUCUUGGAUGAAGGCUGGACCUGCGCAGAUCUCCACCUCUCCCAGUCUGGCCUUGACCAACAAGACCACAACACCAGGAGGAAGAUCUACGGGCCGAACCUCAUCGAGGUGCCAGUCAAAUCCUACGCGAGGCUGUUGGUGGAGGAGGUGCUCAAUCCCUUCUACAUCUUCCAAGUGUUCAGCAUCGUGCUGUGGGUCUGCGAUGCCUAUUACUACUACGCCGCCUGCAUCUUCUUCAUCUCCACCAUCUCCUUAGGGCUGUCCCUCUAUGAGACGAGAAAGCAAAGCGCCACGCUGCAAAACAUGGCCAAGAUGUCUGUCGGGGUCCGAGUCCACCGCCCCAGCGGAGAGGAGAUGGUGGUGAGCUCCGCGGACCUGGUGCCGGGCGAUUGCAUCAGCAUCCCCACGGACGGGAUGCUGGUCCCUUGCGACGCCGCGCUGCUGACGGGCGAGUGCAUGGUCAACGAGAGCAUGCUGACGGGGGAGAGCGUGCCGGUGAUGAAAACUCCCCUCCCGGCUGGCAGCCAGGCAGCCAGCACCGUCUAUUCCCCCGAGGAGCACAGGCGGCACACUUUGUUCUGUGGGACACAGGUCAUCCAAGCCAAGUCCUACGUGGGCAGAGGAGUGCUGGCCGUGGUGACCCGCACAGGGUUUUGCACGGCCAAAGGGGAUCUCAUCAGCUCCAUCCUCUACCCCAAACCCGUGAGCUUCAAGUUCUACAAGGACGCUGUGAAGUUUGUCCUGUUCCUCUCCAUCCUGGCUUUUAUCGGCACGCUGUACAGCAUCCUCAUCUUGGUUAAAAACCAGGUCCCCGUGGGGCAAAUCAUCAUCCGUGCCCUCGACCUCAUCACCGUCAUCGUGCCCCCGGCUCUGCCGGCUGCAAUGACAGUGGGCACCAUCUACGCCCAGAACAGGUUGAAGAAACAGGGCAUCUUCUGCAUCAGCCCUCCCCGCAUCAACCUCUGCGGGAAGAUCCGCCUGGUUUGCUUCGACAAGACGGGAACCCUGACAGAGGAAGGUCUGGAUGUCUGGGGGGUGGUCCCGCUGGAGAACAACCACUUCGCGCCCAUCAUCCACGAGCCCCGCUGCCUGCCCGCCGGUCCCUUGCUCUACUCCCUGGCCUCCUGCCACACCGUCUCACUGCUGCGGGCACAGCCCAUCGGGGACCCCGUGGACCUCAAGAUGGUGGAAUCCACCGGCUGGCGCCUGGAGAUGAUGGAGGAGGAGGAAGGUGAGCUGCCCACCUUCCAGCAGUUUGGGACAAAGGUCUUGGCUGUGAUGAAACCUCCACCGGAGGAAGAACAGCCGCGAGACAGGAAGCACCAGUCACCCGUGGGGAUCCUCCGGCGUUUCCCCUUCUCCUCCUCCUUGCAGAGGAUGAGCGUCCUGGUGAAGCUGCCUGGGGAAGCCUCAGCCCACGUCUGCGUCAAGGGUGCGCCGGAGAUGGUGGCCAGCCUUUGCAGGAAGGAAACGGUGCCCGUGGAUUUCUCCCAGAUGCUGCGACACUACACCACGGAUGGUUUCCGGGUCUUGGGUCUGGCUUGCAAACCCCUGAGCACAGUGACCAGUUUCGAGGAGGCCCUGCAGCUCCCGAGGGACUCUGCAGAGAGCGGCCUGACCUUCCUGGGGUUCCUCGUCAUGAAAAACGUCCUCAAGCCAGAGUCUGCACCCGUGAUUCACCUCCUGAGGAACGCCAACAUCCGCCCCGUCAUGGUGACAGGAGACAACAUGCUGACGGCCGUGAACGUGGCCAGGAGCUGCCGCAUGGUGGAGCCGAAAGAGCGGGUGAUCUUCGUCAACGCCUCCCCGCCCAGCCACGACAAACCCGCCGCUCUGAAAUUCAUCCUGGCCGAGCACUCCCAGGGCGAAGAGCAGCCGGAGGGUCUGCCCAGGCAGGACGGCUGCUUCCUCCAGCCACAGCCCUGCCACUUCGCGCUGAACGGCAAAUCCUUCGCCGUGGUUUGCGAGCACUUCGCCGACCUGCUGCCGAAGAUCCUCAUCCGAGCCACUGUGUUUGCCCGCAUGUCGCCUGACCAGAAGACUCAGCUAGUGUGCAGCCUGCAAGAGCUCGACUACUGCGUGGGGAUGUGCGGGGACGGUGCCAACGACUGCGGGGCUCUGAAGGCGGCCGACGUGGGCAUCUCGCUGUCGGAGGCGGAGGCGUCGGUGGCCUCGCCGUUCACCUCCCGCGUGGCCAACAUCGAGUGCGUGCCCACCGUCAUCCGGGAGGGCAGGUGCUCGCUGGUCACCUCCUUCGGCGUCUUUAAGUACAUGGCCCUGUACAGCCUGGUGCAGUUCGUGUCCGUCCUGCUGCUCUACACGAUCAACACCAACCUGAGCGAUUUCCAGUUCCUCUUCUUCGACCUGAUCAUCACCACCACCGUGGCGGUGCUGAUGGGCCGGACUGGUCCUGCCCAGGAGCUGGGAGUGGAACGGCCCCAAGGGGCGUUGAUCAGCGUCCUCGUGCUGGGCAGCCUCCUCCUCCAAACGGCUUUGCUCAUCACCGUGCAAGUCCUCAGCUACUUCAUCACCGUCUCGCAGAGCUGGUACGUGCCGCUGAACAGCACGGUGACAGCUCCCCAAAACCUGCCCAACUACGAGAACACGGUCCUGUUCUGUGUCACGGGUUUCCAGUACCUCAUCCUGGCUGUCGCCAUGUCCAAGGGGUACCCGUUUCGGGAGCCACUCUACACCAACGUGCUAUUCUUGGUGGUCCUCGUCCUCCUUUUUGGCCUGAUGAUAUGGUUGACCCUCUACCCGCUGGGCUUCCCCAAAACCCUGCUGAAGCUGCAGGGCAUUGAUGACUUGAAUUUCAAGCUGCUGCUGCUGGGGAUCGCUGCCCUCAACUUCUUCGCCGCCUUUGUGCUGGAGACUGCCCUGGAUCACGGCUUGCUCUCCUGCCUCCGCAAGCUGCGCCGAAAGAAAGCAUCCAAGAAGCUUUUCAAGAGGCUGGAGAAGGAGCUGAGCCAGCAGCAGCCUUCCUGGCCGCCCCUUAACGAACCGCUCUUGGCUACACCCAAGAUGUCCAUCGCCGUGAGAUAGCACGCGUCGGGCUUCCCUCCUGCCUGCUCUGCCGGCGAGCGCUGCCUGCCAGCCCUCGGACACCGUCAUUUAUUUAUUUCUCCUGGUUAAAUCGAGGGAUGCGGCGGGCAGGCUCCUGGGGGGAGACCCUCAGCGUUGCAGCUGUGAAUCCACACGUGACAGUCCCCUGGCCGUGGCCGGGGGGAGAUGCUGGAGAAGCAAACUGGGGGAGAAGGUCCAGAAAAAGAGGAGAAACGGUGCAGCUCAGCUUUUCCUCCAGGACCUGUCCCGCUCCCGUGCUGGCCUCAGACCCAUCUCCCCACGCUGGGCUCUGGUACCGUUUUGCAGGGGGCUGCUGCCUCCCUUUUCCUCUCCUGGCUGGUCAGAACCACCAAGAAGAGGGUCCCCGAUCUUCUCACGGCGAGGGCACCCACCCCAGCCUCACGUCUUCGCUCACUGUGAAAAAACCCCUCCGCCUCCCCCCCUGCGACCACCCUAGAUGUGUAGGAACUGUUUACAAACCGUCCCGUCCCCGGCUUGCCAAGGAUGCUGCUCAAUCCCCACCUCCCAGGGACCAGCCACAGGCACCCUCUCCGCUUGCGAUGCUCCUGCAGAGCACUUCUGCUUUCGGACGGGACCUUUGUAGCAUUAAAAAAAAAAACCCGAGUCUCUUUAUUUUUGAACUCUGUUCCAGUGCAUUGAGGUAUAAGUGCAGUCGGGAGAAUGGUGUACCGCUUUCGGUUUCCGUAUGGUGCUGUCGUGAGUGUUGUCUAAUAAAUUAACACUAUUUUUCUUGA